Trichomonas vaginalis G3 is the source of this 738-nucleotide messenger RNA. RefSeq lists its product as uncharacterized. The transcript has a single exon. The record is from RefSeq and is a predicted model, not a curated record. Lineage: Eukaryota; Parabasalia; Trichomonadida; Trichomonadidae. The coding region runs from base 1 to 738 and encodes 245 amino acids.
AUGAUUUUGAAAAGUAUUUUACCUGUUUAUCCAGGAGAGAUUAACUUUCUUAUCGCACUAGCGACACCAGAUUUACCAUGUUUCUUGAGAAGGCUCACAGUACGUAUCCUUCGUGAUGAUGAGAUAGAAGAAGACAUUGAGAGCUUGACUGGUUUAAUGGAAGCUUUUAUAGUUCCUUUAACAAGUAAUAUCAAGAUCAACGAAGACGUAUUUUUAAUUAUUCAAGAAACCAAUUUGGUUUGCAAUGCCUUUAGAUAUUUCAUGUACAUAGAUUGUGAUAAUGACUUUCAGUGGAGUGCCAGUCGGUUCUUCGAGAUUUGUACUUCUCACGAUUUUUUACAUAAAGAAGCAUUGUAUUCAGUCACAGACUGUGAUUUUACUGAUAUUGUUGACACGUCUCACAAUCGCGAAUUUGAGCAGCAGAUACAUUUCAUUGUAAUUAUUUCUAAUCUAAUCCAACAACUCGGAUAUAAUGCAGCAGAACUAGCCAUUGAGUAUGACAUACUCACAUUGAUAAGUUCUUUCAUUCCAGAUCACAUUCAAUAUGCUUUGAAUGCUCUUGACGUGCUUAUUGAAAAGUACGUUGAAAAAGAUCAUGGAAAAACCAUCUGUGAUCUUAUUGGUGAAACUAGCAUCAUGCAAGAUUUGAAGGAUGUUACAGAAGUUAAUGACAAUGACGACGAAUUCGACAUGAUCAUUAAUUUUGUCAAUCAUUUCAACAACUUAGCAAAUAACUGA